CUGGUUUGUGUGCAGAUGUAGAUUACAUUAGCAUGUGAAACAUGAUUUAUUAUCCCAAUCAGGUGUAGACAAUACAUGGAUGUGGUCUGACAGAUGAGUGAAACAGAAGACAUAGUUUGCUUAGAUGAAAGAAUCUGCCAUGUAGAUGGGGAACUUCAAGUUGGUGGUACUACUUACACAAAACUGACAGUGGGAGAGUGUGGGUGCUGAUGGUACAAAUACUCUUGUUCAUAUCGAAGAUGGUAGCACACUGUGUCAACAGCACGAUGGUGGGCGAUGAUAGUGAUGGUAAUGGCAAACGCGAGCGCUACGAUGAUGACGUUGAGGAUGACGAUAUUGUUGUUUCUCUGACGCACUCGGAAGCAGGUAGUCCAAACAUUUGCCGUACUCAUGUCAAUAAUGGUGGACAUUCCUCCACUGUUUUCCUGUCUGACAAGUACAUGACAGUCAUACGACUUGCCGAGCCAAAAGUUGUCCUUGCUAGUUUGUGCUUGCUAAUGAUGAUGAUCGUGGCCUGCUUUAGUCCUGUCAUCAUCAGUGUUGUGGCUAUAGUAGACAGAGGGUUUACUCAAUCCCGAGCUGAACCAACACCACCAAAAGCUACUCUGAUUUCAGAUGUAGAACUGGCUAGUUUGUCCCAUCAGAUUGUUGAAAGCCGAGUUCCUCAUGACAGUGAUGAUGACUUAAGGGUUGGUUCACGAUCUGCUCAGAGAACGGUCAUGGAACAGUCUGCCAACACUACCCCAUCACCCCUGAUAACUGUGCUGAACGAUGCCCUAGUGAAGAGGAGCCAUCUCGUGGUACAUUUUGAACCCGAAGCCCCUUACCUUGAAGACCCAACCACCAGGCGUACUUGUUCUUGGUUCAUCUUCGGGAUCCAGGUUUGGGAGGAUGCCAAUGGACUUGUGUCUCUCUACUACGGUGUUUUCGACACUUGCCAGGAUGGGACUGACAAAACUGACGAGCGAAUGUCACUGCGGAAGACUGCUAUACGGUCGGUUGGUGGACGCUUGAGUACCACUGCUGAGCUCAUUACUUACUGGUUCCCAGUUUCUGAACCAGAUGGACCGCGUGUUUCAUAUCCCAUGUCCUACAACUAUACAAACAGCAGCAGGAUACCAAUGUACAUGUUCAGUACCCUUGAAAUCUCUGAACUUGGUACAAACCUCAUUGCAGGCGUACAUAACCCAGCCGAAGCGAAGUCACGAGUUGCAGUGGUGUCCACAGCCUUGGGUAAUCGCUCAACGGUGCUCACAGAUACGUUUCGCUUAUGGAGUCUGGCAUUUAAUCCAGCCAGGACAAAGCUGUACAUCACCAACGCAAUGAGUCCUAUCCGGCUUCUUUCCGCAGACACUAGGGAUGGUGACACUCUUAUUGAUAACUGGACUACUUUCAAGGCAGUGGAGGCCUUCACUGCUGCAGCUGCAGUCCAUUCUAUAAGUUCCAUCUACUUCGUGAAGCAGAGCUUUGUCCCGGACGGAAGUUGCCUCUAUUUCACGGACAACUUACAGGCCAAAGUGUGGAGCAUAACUGCACCGGACUUGCCAGAGGUGAACCUCACGCUUGUUGCUGGGUCUGGAGGAGCAGCAACUGUGGAUGGGCCUGCCCGUGGAGCAUCAUUUGGGUUGCUUCGCGAGGUUGUGACCACCGCUGAAGGGUGCAAUCUGUUCGUAACCGAGGAUAGUACUCCAGGUUAUGUUCACUGGAUCAAGCUCGACUCCCCAUGUUCAAUGGGAGUUGCAGUGGAACCCAUACUCAGAAGUAACGAUUCCGGAUUCUGGGGCUUGGCGCUCCACGAUGAUGGUGUCGACCUGUACUUGUACGUUGGAACAACCCGCGGUGACAUCAUCGAGCUUCAACUCGAUAGAUCUCGGCUCCAUUCCUGUGACUUUGUUACUCCACUGUCCUCCUCACGUCCUCCGGUUCAUGAUCCACCUUCUCCGGUUCAUGGUGCACCUCCUGGUCCUCCUCCGAUUGAUAUUCGCGGACGCAACAAUAGUGUGGUUGUCAUAGCUGCCGCAGCUGUGUCGUCCACCAUUUUCUUCAUGUUGCUGACCAUCGUCGCUGUUUACAUCUGGAGAAGGCACAAACAGGCAAAGAGGGAGCAGCUCUCCACGGCCAGGGAAUCCGGGAAAACAUGUUCCCAGGUGGAUGUGGAUAUGAGUGAAGAUACAGCUGAAGCACUUGACUGUGGCAGAGGGAAGGAGAUUCAUCCAACUCAACUGAAAGUAUUUACUUUGCAGGACCUCGAGCAGAGCACAGACAAUUUUAGUGACAACCAUAAGGUUGGUGAAACAGGAGCAUUUGGUUCCGUGUACCGGGGUGUGGUGAAUGGUGUGGAGGUGGCAAUGAAAGUCAUGACCGGGCAGUUUACAGACAUGAAGCGAAGGCAGUUUCUUGCAGAAAUCAACACUCUCGGUAGGGUCCAUCACGCCAACCUCAUCCCAUUGAUUGGCUACUGCCAUGCAAGUGAUCAGGCCAUCCUGGUGUACCCUUACUUUCCUGGUGGAAGCUUGCAUGCCCGGCUGCACGAACGAGUGGUGGACUCUCGCACACAGUUGCUACAUGCUCCACUGACUCUUCUGGAGCGCAUUAACGUUGCUUCUCAGAUUGGCAGGGGCCUAAGCUACCUACACAAAGGUGCAGACCCACCUGUUCUCCAUCGAGAUAUCAAAAGCAGCAAUGUCUUACUUGAUGACUGCAGGGAGGAAGGUAUCCAUGUGGUGGUUGCAGAUUUUGGUCUUGCAGCGAUAGGAGAGAGAGUGUUCGGCACCACCCAUGAGAUCUUUGUAAAGACCUCUCAUGUUGCAGGUACCUAUGGGUAUAUGUCCCCAGAGUACUUCCUGCACGGCUUUUUGACUGACCGGAAUGACGUGUAUGCCUUCGGUGUCAUCCUGUUGGAGCUGUUGACAGGAAGAAGGGUUGUUAUGCCAUCUCCUUCUGGGACAGGUAUGGAGACUCUCGUCUUCUGGGUGAAGCGGUUUCUCGAAGAUCCUUCUGUGGAUUUGCCUGAUGCAAUCUUGGAUCCGGCACUGUGCAAGGGCUAUCAAAUGGAAGUCAGGUCCUUAAGGGAUGUGGCUAUGAAGAUAACUCAGCUUGCAAUGGAGUGCGUGAAAAAUGAUGACAGACUGAGACCCAGGAUGAGUGGCGUGGCACGGCGAAUGGAGUCUCUUUUUGAGGAGGCAAAUGAAAUUCGCAGACAUGAAGGACCAUCAGGAUUGAUCGAGGAUAGGACGUUGGGCGGCAGCUCAAGGGCGUAAGAAAUUUGGAGACACCUUUCGCGCCUUUGGCAGUAUUACAAGAC
Chara braunii is the source of this 3304-nucleotide messenger RNA. NCBI's taxonomy places the organism in Eukaryota, Viridiplantae, Streptophyta, Charophyceae, Charales, Characeae. The record is from the annotation of a GenBank genome assembly.